AUGGAGAAGGAUCGCCUGCUGGGGGGGCGCUAUAGGCUGGGGAGGAAGCUGGGGUCGGGCUCGUUCGGGGACAUCUACUUGGGGAUUAACGUAGAGACCAAGGAGGAGGUCGGGAUUAAAAUUGAAUCUGCCAAAACCAGGCAGCCCCAGCUGCUGUACGAGUCCAAGUUGUACAAGAUAUUGAAGGGUGGAGUGGGGAUCCCCAAUGUGCGAACUUUCGGUGUGGACGGCGGCAACAACUAUUUGGUCAUGGACCUGCUGGGCCCGAGCAUGGAGGACCUGUUCAAUUUCUGUGGCCGGAGGUUCAGCCUGAAGACUGUCCUGAUGUUGGCUGAUCAGAUGCUGAACCGCGUUGAGUACCUGCACUCGAAGAGCUUCGUCCACCGGGACAUCAAGCCUGACAACUUCCUGAUGGGCCUGGGCAAGAGUGCCAACCAGGUGCAUCUCAUCGACUUUGGCUUGGCGAAGAAAUACCGGGACCCACGUACCUUUGAGCAUGUUCCCUACUAUGACAAGAGGAGCCUCACAGGGACUGCCAGGUACGCCUCCAUCUGGGCGCACAAGGGCAGCGAGCAGAGCCGGCGCGACGACUUGGAGGCCCUGGGGUAUGUGCUGAUGUAUUUUCUGAGGGGCUCCCUGCCAUGGCAAGGCCUGCGGGCAAACACAAAGAAGCAGAAGUAUGAGAAGAUUUGUGAGACCAAGGAGAAGGUCCGGCUGGAGGACCUUUGUCGUGGCUGGCCACAGGAGUUCAUCAACUACUUCAAGUAUGUCAGGAGCCUGAAGUACGGUGACAAGCCUGACUAUGCGGGGCUGAGGAAGCGGUUUCAGGUCUUGUUUCGCAGGCAAGGGCUGUCAUGGGAUUAUAAGUUCGACUGGAUCCAACAGAAGAAAACCAGACAGAGUGGAGAAAAUCUGUCCACAGGCUCUAAAGGCCGGCUGCGAGACAUGGGCACCAGGCUUGCCCCUUUGUUGACAUCAGGGCAAUCAGAGCGAAAGCCAAGGAAGAACAGGUGCAAGGACAAGGACAAGGAGCUCAGUCGAAAGCUGUCAGGUGCCAGGCGCUUAUUGGCCCUUUUUUCCUGGAGCUGA
Ostreobium quekettii is the source of this 1089-nucleotide messenger RNA. The record is from the annotation of a GenBank genome assembly. Lineage: Eukaryota; Viridiplantae; Chlorophyta; Ulvophyceae; Bryopsidales; Ostreobiaceae.